AUGCCUAUGGUGGCGUGCUCUCCCCCAACCGCCUCGAGGAGCCCUGCGCUGCCCAUCGGUGCUCGCAGUGGGUCUGCGCGCGUGGCGCGCAUCAGCGAUGGCGGCGUCGCCAAGCCAGCGGACAGCGGUGCCUCGCCCUUCCGGCCAGCGCCCUGCUUCAGCUUUUCAACGGGCACCACGUCGCGCAGCAUGUCAGUCGCAUCGACGGGCGGCUCGGCAGCUCGCCCGCCGAGCGGGGCGACGGCAGUCAAGGCCGGCAGCAUGCAGUUUGGCUUUGACGUCAAGGCCGACGUGCCGCUUGACGCACGUGCGCCGCCGCUCGCGGCCGCCCUGGGUCCACUGUCUCCGGGCCGCCGCGAGACCAAGCCCAGCCUGCUGAGCAUGGCGCUGUCAGACCUGCCCCUGGCCGGAUCGCUGUCGUUCGCGGCGCCGUUUGAUCUCUAUGGGUCGGCGUCGCCGUCGCUCAGCUUUCUGCAUGCCCAGGACCAGCAGCAGCUGGCGGAGCCGGACAUGUCGCCGCUCAACGCGCUGGUGCCGCAGCACCCUGUGCUCGACGCGCCCGUCGUGCGCUCGGCGUACGCCGCCGCGUCGCGCGCGCACGCCGGCCAGGUCCGCAAGAGCGGCGAGCCCGUGCUUUCACACUGCCUGGCGACAGCUGCCAUCCUGGCCGAGCUCGGGCUGCCCGAGGAGACUGUGGCCGCGGGGCUGCUGCACGACGUGCUGAGUGACACGCGCGUCACGGCCUGCCAGCUGGAGGAGUACGUGCCGCGCUCCUGCGUCGAGCUGGUGGAGAAGGUGACGCGCCUGAGCGAGGUGUCGCAGCUGUAUCGCGACAACGCGCACUCCCUUGAGGCGGCCUCCAUCCUGGACAUGCUGACGUCAAUGUCGGACGUGGGCGCGCUGCUCAUUAAGCUGGCAGACCGCCUGCACAACAUGCGCACGAUAGGGUCCCUCGCGCGCUGCAAGCAGGUGCGCAUGGCGAGCGAGACGCUGGACGUGUUCUCGGUGCUGGCCAACCGCCUUGGCGCGUGGAGCGUAAAGGCGGAGUUGGAGGACCUGGCCUUCAAGACGCUGCAGCCUGAGGACUACGAGGCUGUGUCCGCCGCCGUCGCCGCGCGCACGGCCGCGAUCGACCUGCCGAUGCGCGUGGCGCAGGUCCGCGCGGCGCUGGCGGCGGCUGGCCUGGAGGUGGUGGAUGUCAGCGGCCGCGUGAAGAACAUCUACGGCGUGUGGCGCAAGCUGCAGGCCGGGGGCCUGGGCGUGGAGCGCAUUGACGAGGUGUACGACGUGGCGGCGCUGAGGGUGGUGGUGCCGCACAAGCACGACUGCUACAGGGCGCUGCGGGAGGUCGAGGGCCUCUGGGCCGCAGUUCCUGGGCGCUUCAAGGAUUACAUCCGCAACCGCAAGGGCAAUGGCUACCAGAGCCUGCACACCAGCGUCACCGCCGCAGCCGGGGAUGCCGCAGUGGCGGACGAUGUCACAGGCCUGCCUGCAGCGCUCCUGGAGGUCCAGAUUCGCACCCCCAAGAUGCACUACAUUGCGGAGUACGGCUUUGCGGCCCACUGGCGGUACAAGGAGAAGCUGUCCCGCGAGGACCUCUGGCUGGACCGCCUGGUGCAGUGGAAGAAGUGGGUAGCUGCUGAGAAGCUGCGCCUGCGAGACGCAAAGGUCCGCGAGGGCGGCAGCUUGCAGCGCGACGUUGCGAUCGCGGCGCUCAUUGAGGCGGCCGCAGCCGCUGCAUCGGCGGCCGCCUCGCCAGCUGUGGGCUCACCGGCAGCGGUGGCGGCUGCGUACGCUGCGCCGCCAUCUGAGCAGCAGCAGCACCACCAGCAGCAGGGGUCGCCUGCGUCGGGCGGCUCGCCGGCCGCAGCUGCAGCUGAGCUGGACGCGCGCUUCAUGGCGCGCUUCAGCAUCCAGCCCGUGAGCGAUGAGGACCUGGAGGCGCACGCUGCCCAGGUGCUGAUCAGCGGCCCGCGUGGCGUUCGCGUGGAGGGCGUCCCUGCGCGCUGCACGCUCGCGCAGCUGCUGGCCAGUGGCGCGGUCGCGGCGGCCGAGUCGCGCGGCUGCAGCCUGCGGCUGAACGGCGAGCCGGUGCCGCUGCUGGCGCGGCGGGAGGUUGUGCUGCGUCCGGGUGACCACCUCGCGUUUGUCGAGGAGCCCUGCCUGGUGCCGUCGCGCGCUGGCGGCCGCGUCGCUGCCCCGGCGGCGCCUGCGGCUGCGCCGUCCCUGGUUGUGGGCGCGGACAGCGAUGACCUGCCGCCGCUGACGGUGUUCAUGCCGGGCCAGUCCACGCCGAUGGAGGUGUCGCUUGGCCGCCGGCUCGCGGCGUCGUCGUCGCGGCUGCGGCAGGCAGCCCUUGCUAUGUGA
This is a messenger RNA of Monoraphidium neglectum, 2367 nucleotides long. RefSeq lists its product as hypothetical. The record is from RefSeq and is a predicted model, not a curated record. The coding region runs from base 1 to 2367 and encodes 788 amino acids. Gene Ontology annotation, cellular component: chloroplast. NCBI's taxonomy places the organism in Eukaryota, Viridiplantae, Chlorophyta, Chlorophyceae, Sphaeropleales, Selenastraceae. Gene Ontology annotation, biological process: guanosine tetraphosphate metabolic process. The transcript has 6 exons.